This is a messenger RNA of Gadus chalcogrammus (walleye pollock), 1887 nucleotides long. RefSeq lists its product as uncharacterized. Gene Ontology annotation, biological process: DNA integration. The transcript is spliced from 2 exons. The coding region runs from base 89 to 1135 and encodes 348 amino acids. NCBI's taxonomy places the organism in Eukaryota, Metazoa, Chordata, Actinopteri, Gadiformes, Gadidae. The record is from RefSeq and is a predicted model, not a curated record. Gene Ontology annotation, molecular function: nucleic acid binding.
UGUUGUGCAAGGCAGGAGACUGGCUCAACAAGUCAUCAAUAAGUGCAUCCACUGCAAAAAGGCCAGAGCUCAAGUCUGCCAACAAGUGAUGGGUGACCUACCUGUAGAAAGGGCAAGACCUGCUGCGCCGUUCCAAUUCAUAUCAGUCGACCUGUUCGGACCUUACCUGGUCAGAGAUGACAUCAAAAGAAGAGUCUCCAUGAAAGUCUGGGGAGUCGUCUUCUGCUGCAUGGCAAGCCGGGCUCUGCAUAUCGACCUUGUCAACAGCCUUUCAACAGAAAGCUUCCUCAUGGCCUACCAAAGGUUCACCGCCAUCAGAGGGCACCCCACCAAGGUCUGGUCAGACCCUGGAACCAACUUUGUUGGUGCAAAGUCUCUGCUGGAAGACCUUUACAGUUUCCUGGGUAGCCAAUACAUGCCAAACCUGGAAGAGUAUGCUGUGAAGAAUGGGACAAGCUGGACAUGGAAAGUGCUCCCUGCCGAUUCACCGCAUCGAAAUGGAGCUGCAGAAGCUGCCGUAAAGAUCACAAAGAGAGCCCUUCAAAGUCUGAGCACCCAGGCAAACCUCACCUUCAGCGAGUUCCUCACAGCCCUCCAGAUGGCAGCAAACCUGGCAAAUGAGCGGCCUAUUGAUGCAAGAGUGCAGAGUCGGGAGGACCGCGUUCAUUACGUGACGCCAAACUCUCUCCUCCUUGGUCGAGCAUCGCAGACUGGUGACCUCAAGUCCUUUGACUUCCAGAACUACCCCUACAAACGGCUCCGAGAGAUCCAAACCCAGGUCAACGAGUUCUGGAAAGCCUGGUCCCAGCUCGCAGGCCCCAACCUGUUCGUCAGGUCCAAGUGGCACACCGCAGAAAGAAAUGUUUCUGUUGGUGACAUUGUUUGGCUCUGCGAUCAGAAUGCCUUGCGGGGGCAAUUUAGACUUGGUCGAGUCGUCACCGUAUCCUCUGACCCAAAGGGCAUCGUUAGAGAUGCUGAAGUUCUUGUCACCACAGGCAGCUGUGUCUCAGUUCACCCUCAGCAACCAGCAGUCCACACCUCUGGUGACCGGAAAGAGUUACGCAACUGUGUGGUACUGCGCAGAGAUGUUAGGCGGCUCAUAGUUUUAUUGCCUGUUGAGGAGCAGUGCCCCUAAUGGUGAUGUAGGGCUUUUUGGGUGCGACCUUCCUGUCUAGGCACAGGAAGCUCGAGUGGGAGGUGUCGCGUCAGACUAGGUCUGCAGCGUUUUGGUUUGAAUUCACAGGAAAAAAAGCAGGUGUGUGCGUGUGUGUGUGUGUGUUUGUGGGUGUCGCGUCAGACUAGGUCUGCAGCGGUUUGUUUAAAUCCACAGGGAAAAUGCACGGGAAAAAUUAAAAACAGAAAAAUUAAAUAGAAAAAAUAGGUGGUGUGUUAGCCGCGGUAAAUGAGAGUUUAUUAAGAUUAAGAGAAGCGCGAGUCAACUAAUGAGUGUCAGCUGUCCGCGGUUCUACUGAUUUGGUUGUGCUGCAUUCAGCUCACAGGUGCUUAUUUAUCUGGUUGGCGUUUAGUUGGUGAGACACACUGGUGAGAGUAACACGGAAAUUAAACUGUGCUUGCUCUCAGUUUGGAAAAAGUGCUGUGCAGGAACGUAACGCUGAAAAUUGGAGAGGCUGCCGGUUUUUUACCUAAGGGCUAAGGACUAAGGGCUAACCGUUGCAAACCUUUGGACUUGUGCUCUAUAUUCUAAAUAAAAAGAAAAAAAAGAGGAAAGACCAAAAACGGAAACAACUGUUGUCUGUCCAGUCCUUGAGUGAAACCCAGUGCCUUCAGAACUCCUUCAGUGUAACAUCCUUUUCGAGUUGGGGAAAAACACAGUGCUUAAAACCAACCAAACAAAACUGAAAAACUCACCAAAAAACCAAAACAAAA